This is a messenger RNA of Mirounga angustirostris (Northern elephant seal), 6723 nucleotides long. It is a transcript of the gene ZC3H13, whose product is annotated as zinc finger CCCH-type containing 13. NCBI's taxonomy places the organism in Eukaryota, Metazoa, Chordata, Mammalia, Carnivora, Phocidae. The record is from RefSeq and is a predicted model, not a curated record. Gene Ontology annotation, cellular component: nuclear speck. The transcript is spliced from 17 exons. Gene Ontology annotation, molecular function: metal ion binding. The coding region runs from base 1463 to 6031 and encodes 1522 amino acids.
UUUUCUUUAUUUUUCUUCGUUCUAAAGCCUGUUUUUACUUUGUUAUAUCUGAUUUUAGAUACUUAACGCUUUUUUCCCUUUUCUUAAUUAGGUAAGCCAGUAUUCUUUUUUUGUUGUUGUUGGUUUUUAUUUUUUUGUUGUUCUUUUUUUUUUCCCAAAGAGUUAGCUUUUGGAUUUAUAUUAGUUCUUUCUCUUUUCUAAUACGUUUGUUUUUUCUUUUAUUCUAUUUCUUUUAUUCUUUGGUUUGCUGUAUUCCUUUUCUUUGUUGAAUUGGUUGAGCAUUUGUUUUCAUUUGAUUUAUAUUAGUAUUUAAUGCUUUAAACUCUGAUAAAUGGUUUAGCUGAAUUUAUGGAUUUUAUAUGUCAUGUUUUCAUGAUCAUUAUUUUCAAGAAAUUCUCCUCUUUAGGUUUGGAUUUCACCCAUGAUCCAAUAAUCUUUUAAUUGCAUGUUUUAAAUUUUUCAGGUUGAAGAACUUUUUGUUAUGUGUGUGUUAUUUUGAAUAAAAAAAAAUAAGUUCUGUGUUAUUACUCUUUAUAUUUCUAUUUUUUUAACUUUAAUGAGAUUUUCUUUGUGACUUAAGAUAUGGUCAGUUUAUCUGAAUUUUCCGUGUGUGCUUGAAAAGAAGGAGUAUUUUCUACUUUUUUAGUUUUCAGAUUCUAGAGUAUAUCUAAAACCUCUGUUGUUUUGAUCUUUUGUAUUUUUAAUAUCUUUGUCUACUUGAUCUCUUGGUUUGAGAAGAUCUUGUUGAAGUAUCUUAGUGGUAUGUUUCUGUCUAGUUUUCUCUAUACUUUCUGUACUUCACUGCUGUAUUGAGUGCACAGAUACAGAGAUAAUAACUGUUCUCUUUUCAUUAUAAUUUUUUUUAAAGCAGUGUUUAGAGAUGACCUGAGUUUGGUUAUCUGUUGAAUGUUCUUUAAAGUAUACAGUCUUAUUUAUUUGUGGCUCUGCUUAUUAUGAAACAAGAUAAUACAAUUUUUGUGAUCACUUCAUAACACAAAAUCUCCAUUAACCCUAUUAGGGGAGUUUUCUUCAGUAGUUGUAAACAAAUUAUACUAGUUUCCCCAGUAUAGAUCUACAUUUCUUUAUUCUCUGUGUUUCUGUAAUAUUGAAAGGAUCUGAAAUUGUACAUCUGUGAAGAAUUUAAAAUUUUAAAAUGUCUGAUUAUAUCUAUUCUAAUAGCUAUAGACUGAGCUGAGUUUUGGGGCUAAUGUUCAGGCCAAAAAUCAGUGAACCAUUGUUCAUUUUUUAAAGAUUUUACCCUUCAUCAGAAGUGUCCAGUUGAAGUUUUGAAAACAUUAAGAAAGAAUCUUCAAGAGGGAGACAUAGGGAAAAGGAAGACAUAAAAAUCACUAAGGAGAGAACUCCAGAAAGUGAAGAAGAAAAUGUAGAAUGGGAAACUAAUAGAGAUGAUUCUGACAAUGGAGAUAUUAAUUAUGAUUACGUUCAUGAGUUGUCAUUGGAAAUGAAGCGUCAGAAGAUACAGAGGGAAUUAAUGAAGCUGGAACAAGAAAACAUGGACAAGAGAGAAGAAAUUAUUAUUAAAAAAGAGGUUUCACCAGAAGUGAUUAGAUCAAAAUUAUCUCCAUCACCUUCUCUAAGAAAAUCAAGCAAAUCUCCAAAGCGAAAAUCAAGCCCUAAGUCGUCAUCUUCAGCAAGCAAGAAAGACAGGAAGACAGCUGCAGUAUCCUCACCCUUAUUGGACCAGCAGAGGAAUUCAAAAGGCAACCAGAGCAAAAAGAAAGGACCUCGAACUCCUAGUCCACCCCCUCCUAUACAGGAAGAUAUUGUUCUGGGGAAAAAAUACAAAGAAAAGUAUAAAGUAAAAGAUAGAUUAGAAGAAAAACCAAGAGAUGGAAAAGACAGAGGACGAGAUUUUGAAAGACAAAGAGAAAAAAGAGACAAGCCAAGGUCUACUUCCCCAGUAGGACAGCAUCAUUCUCCUAUAUCUUCUAGACAUCAUUCAUCUUCCUCACAAUCAGGAUCAUCUAUUCAAAGACAUUCUCCUUCUCCUCGUCGAAAAAGAACUCCUUCACCAUCUUAUCAGAGGACAAUAACUCCACCUUUACGACGCUCUGCUUCUCCUUAUCCUUCACAUUCUCUGUCUUCUCCUCAGAGAAAGCAAAGUCCCCCAAGACAUCGCUCUCCAAUGCGAGAAAAAGGGAGGCAUGACCAUGAACGAACUUCACAAUCUCAUGAUCGGCGUCAUGAAAGAAGGGAAGAGACCAGAAGCAAAAGGGAUAGAGAAAAGGACACAAGAGAAGAACGAGAGUAUGAACAAGAUCAGAGCUCUUCUAGAGACCACAGAGAUGACCGAGAGCCUCGAGAUGGUCGGGAUCGAAGAGAUACCAGAGAUACUAGAGACCGACGGGAACUAAGGGACUCCAGAGACAUUCGGGACUCCAGGGAGAUGAGAGAUUAUAGCAGAGAUAACAAAGAGAGCCGUGAUCCCAGAGAUUCUCGGUCUGCUCGUGAUACCCACGACUACAGGGACCGUGAAAGUCGAGAUUCUCAUCGAAAGGAGGAUACCUAUCAAGAAGAAUCCCGAAGUUAUGGCAGAAACCAUUUGAGAGAAGAAAGUUCUCGUACUGAAAUAAGGAAUGAUGCCAGAAAUGAGUCUCGAAGUGAAAUUAGGAAUGACCGGAUGGGCAGAAGUAGGGGGAGAGGUCCAGAAUUACCUGAAAAGGGAAGUCGAGGCACAAGAGGUUCUCAAAUUGAUAGUCACAGUAGUAGUAGCAACUAUCAUGACAGCUGGGAAACUCGAAGUAGCUAUCCUGAAAGAGACAGAUAUCCUGAAAGAGACAACAGAGACCAAGCAAGGGAUUCUUCCUUUGAGAGAAGACAUGGAGAGAGAGACCGUCGUGACAACAGAGAGAGAGCUCCUAUGUUCUACACCUCCUGCUGCCCCUAUCCUUUGCCACCAGUGUUCUCAGGUCCUGCUGGGGGGACAGAGAAGAUCAGAGAUCAAAGACCAAGCUCACCAAUUCGACAUCAGGGAAGGAAUGACGAGCUUGAGCGUGAUGAAAGAAGAGAGGAACGAAGAGUAGACAGAGUGGAGGAUAGAAGAGAUGAAAGGGCUAGAGAGAGAGAGAGGGAGCGAGAGCGAGACAGAGAGCGUGAGAGGGAGAGGGAGCGUGAGCGGGAUCGGGAAAGAGAGAAGGAAAGAGAGCUGGAAAGAGAGCGUGCUAGGGAGCGGGAGAGAGAAAGAGAAAGAGAAAAGGAGAGGGACCGUGAAAGAGAGCGAGAUCGUGACCAUGAUCGAGAGAGGGAGAGAGAGAGGGAGCGAGAUAGGGAAAAAGAACGGGAGCGAGAGAGAGAAGAGAGGGAGCGAGAGAGAGAGAGAGAGCGGGAGAGGGAACGAGAGCGAGAGCGGGAACGAGAGAGAGCGAGAGAAAGGGAUAAAGAACGAGAGCGUCAGAGGGAUUGGGAAGACAAAGAAAAAGGACGAGAUGACCGCCGAGAAAAGCGGGAAGAUACCAGAGAAGACCGGAAUCCCAGAGAUGGACACGAUGAGAGAAAGUCAAAGAAACGCUAUAGAAAUGAAGGGAGUCCUAGCCCUCGUCAGUCACCUAAGCGCCGGCGAGAACAUUCUCCUGACAGUGAUGCGUACAACAGCGGAGAUGAUAAAAAUGAAAAACAUAGACUCUUGAGCCAGGUUGUACGACCUCAAGAGUCUCGUUCUCUCAGUCCGUCACACCUUACAGAAGACAGGCAGGGUAGAUGGAAAGAGGAAGAUCGUAAACUAGAAAGAAAAGAGAGUUCAAGGCGGUAUGAAGAGCAAGAGCUCAAAGAGAAAGUUUCUUCUGUAGAUAAGCAGAGAGAACAGACAGAAAUCAUGGAAAGCUCAAGAACUCGUGCACAAGACAUGAUAGGACACCACCCGUCUGAUGAUCGAGACACAUCUGAUCGAGCUCAUGAUGAGAACAAGAAAAAAGCAAAAAUUCAAAAGAAACCAAUGAAGAAAAAGAAAGAGGAUGAUGUUGGGAUAGAGAGGGGUAACACAGAGAUAGCAUCUGAAGAUGGUCAAGUAUUUUCACCAAAAAAAGGACAGAAGAAGAAAAGUAUUGAAAAAAAACGUAAAAAAUCCAAAGGCGAUUCGGAUAUUUCUGAUGAAGAAGCAGCCCUGCAGAGUAAGAAGAAGCGAGGCCCACGGACUCCCCCAAUAACAACCAAAGAGGAGCUGGUUGAAAUUUCCAACAGUAAGGAUGGCAGUCUAGAGGAUUCUCAGAAAAAAGAAGAUACGGCGUUCAGUGACUGGUCUGAUGAGGAUGUGCCUGAGCGGGCGGAGGGGGCAGAACCGGAGCACGCCGCCACGGCUGCUACUCCUGCGAGGACUCCUUCUCCGUCUUCUCUUCCUCCUCCUCCUCCUCCUGCGGCCACUGCUGCCAGUACCACUGGCCCGGCUCCUCUCGCCACGUCCGCUGCCGCCAGCUUCACAUCGACCACCGCCAUUGCCUCCUCUGCCACCCCCACCGGUACCGCCAACGAAGACUCGCACAGAAAGUGCCAUAGAGCACGAGCGGAAAAAGUAGAGGCACCUCACGUUACUAUAGAAGACGCACCGCAUCGCAAGCCAGUGGAUCAAAAGAGGAGUAGCAGCCUUGGGAGCAAUCGGAGUAAUCGUAGUCAUACGUCAGGUCGUCUCCGUUCCCCAUCCAAUGAUUCUGCCCAUCGAAGUGGAGAUGACCAGAGUGGUCGAAAGAGAGUACUGCAUAGUGGCUCAAGAGAUAGAGAGAAAACAAAAAGUCUGGAAAUCACAGGAGAGAGAAAAUCUAGGAUUGAUCAGUUAAAGCGUGGAGAACCCAGUCGAAGUACUUCUUCAGAUCGCCAGGACUCAAGGAGCCAUAGUUCGAGAAGAAGUUCUCCUGAAUCGGAUCGACAGGUCCAUUCAAGAUCCGGGUCGUUCGAUAGCAGAGAUAGGCUUCAAGAACGUGAUCGAUAUGAGCAUGAUAGAGAGCGGGACAGAGAGAGGAGAGACACAAGACAGAGAGAAUGGGACCGAGAUGCCGAUAAAGAUUGGCCACGGAACAGGGACCGAGAUAGAUUGCGGGAACGAGAGAGAGAACGAGACAAAAGGAGAGAUUUGGACAGGGAAAGAGAGAGACUAAUUCCUGAUUCUAUGGAAAGGGACAGGGACAGAGACAGAGACAGAACUUUUGAGAGUUCUUCUCAAAUAGAGUCUGUUAAACGCAGUGAAGCAAAACUGGAAAGUGAACAUGAAAGAGACCUAGAAGGCACUUCCCGAGACUCUCUUGCUUCGGAUAAAGAAAAAAUGGAUAAAGAUCUAGGAUCUGUGCAGGGAUUUGAAGAUCUAAACAAAGCUGAGAGAACUGAGAGUGUGGAAGCAGGAGAUGACGAAUCCAAGCUAGAUGAUGCACAUUCAUUAGGAUCUGGUGCUGGAGAAGGAUAUGAGCCGAUCAGUGAUGAUGAACUAGAUGAAAUUCUAGCAGGUGAUGCUGAAAAGAGGGAAGACCAACAGGAUGAGGAGAAGAUGCCAGAUCCAUUAGAUGUGAUAGAUGUGGAUUGGUCUGGUCUUAUGCCAAAGCAUCCAAAAGAACCACGAGAGCCUGGGGCUGCACUGUUAAAAUUCACACCUGGAGCUGUUAUGCUCAGAGUUGGGAUUUCUAAAAAGUUGGCAGGUUCUGAACUCUUUACCAAAGUCAAAGAAACAUGUCAGAGACUUUUAGAAAAACCCAAAGAUGCAGACAGUCUUUUUGAACAUGAAUUGGGGGCUCUCAACAUGGCUGCAUUACUACGAAAAGAAGAGCGAGCAAGUCUUCUUAGUAAUCUUGGACCAUGUUGUAAAGCGUUAUGCUUCAGACGGGAUUCAGCAAUCCGGAAGCAGCUUGUUAAAAAUGAGAAGGGCACUGUAAAACAAGCUUACACGAAUGCUCCAGUGGUAGACAAUGACUUGCUGCGAUUGAGUCUUCGGCUAUUUAAAAAGAAGACUACCUGUCAUGCCCCAGGACAUGAGAAGGCUGACGAUAAUAAACUCCCACAGCCCAGCGUCCAGCAGGAACUGUGUGUGUCUUAGGACUGAAUUCCAGUGACAUUUCUGGGACUGUGUUCCUUCAGGAUUGCAUAUUCUUUUUCAGAGUUCUUUGGUUUGACAAACAUUCAGGACAAAGGCAGAAAAGAUUUACCAGCCGUGGUAAAAGGGGAAGAACAACUUGGAUCUAAAGUUUAAUGACACUAGUUUUGGCUUAAUUAAGAUUUUACAUAAAUUUUUACACAGUACUUGAUACUCCUGUGAAAUAAUGUGAAAACAUCUAGAUUUAACAGUUUAUUCUGUACCUUUUGUUAAAACUGAAGAUUUUGGAAAAACGGUUGCCACUGCUCUUGCAGCCUCUGAAUAUUUUUUAUGAGAUGGAGCUACUGACUUAUGUUUUGGAUCAUCCCUACAGAAACUGAUUUUAUUCAGAAUCAGUGUGUUCACAGAAUGAAUGCACACACUGCAAUUUUGUGCUGUACAGAACUCUUGAAAGCGGAUGCUUGGUCCCACAUGCUGUGUUUGUGGGCAGACCUCCAGCAGGGGAGAGCCAAAGUACUUUUUUCCUCUAAAAAAAUUCUAAAAAAAAAUUACUAAUGGGUUUUUUUUUUUAAAUAUAUGUGCAUUGUUACAAUGUAUAUUGGACGUGUUUGAAUUCUCAAUGGUUUUGUUAUCAAAGACUGUCUAAUGUUUUUAUUUUUAAUAAAUGUACCUUUCCUUUCCUUGUUCUCGAUUCA